AUGACUUCUUCACUAUUUCUCCUUUACAGAGGAAUCCACUUCGACUUCGCACUUCCGGUCAGUUCUCUAAAGAUUUUUUUCCAAAAACUAUUCCAUUAUGGAAUAAACUUACCUCUAGAAUAAAUUUUAACGUCUCUACGGAUGCGCUACGGGUUAAACUUAAUGAUCUCCCUAACUCUGCUUUUUUCGAAUCCAUUCCUUCCCGUUUGCUCUGACUUCCUUUCUAUCCCCGGGUCAUAGUCUACUCGUUAGGGUAGACUAAUUCCCGUUUUGGUUAUUCUGCUGCUUUUGUAUUCUGAACUAUUUUAUUUAUUAUUUUCUAACAGUAUGCAGUGAAUAAACCUAUUAUUAUUAUUAUUAAAAAAAUUUCGAAAUUACAACAGAUGCGGUUGUUCUACAUCCUCAAGGCGAUCCAUUACGUAAUCUCAAUCGGCGCCCUCGGCAGCAUCAUCUUCCUGGGCCGCGUCUGCUUCAACGUCCAUUCCAACCUCGUGAGUCGAUGCGAAGGCGAUUCAGAGGAUACGAAGAGAUUCAGAAACUGACCGACGAGAAGUGCGUCAUAGCCUUCCAAGCCACCGUGUCCGGGCUGGUCAAAGACGGGGACUUUUCAACGGUAAAAAAAAGCUCAAUAGUUUGAAAAUUCUAUAAGACAUAAUUAAACUCCUGAUAGAAUGACUUAACACGUAACGGCUGAUCAGAGAUUGAAAAUUGCUUGAGCCAGCCAUUCUUUUAAAAGAGAGAUGGUUGAGUGGCGAAAAUUUCUACAUAGGAAAAUUGUGACCAAAGUUCGAAACCUUUUAUCGCCAAACUAACUUUCUUUUUUUGGAAAUGUUCGAUAAAAAACUGUUUAUUUUGCUUUAAGAGAUGAAUCGAAUGGAGUUCUGACUUUUCUUCCAGGAAAAUUCUGGUUUUUUGCAUAGUACAAAGUUGACAUUAAAAAUACUACAGAUUUUCAAACCUCUACUUUUUUUCAAAAUUUUAAAUAUACUUAUUUAGAAAUUAUACUGUUAUUAUUGUUUCGAACCAGUUUGCAUUAAUCGAAAAAUUCAAUAGAAGUUUACAAAAUUCUAACUGAAGCUACUUUUUUCCUCGAAUCCGAACUUAUCCAGUUUUCUUUCAAGCCUCUCGAAAAAUUUGAAUCUCGAAAACCGUGUGAAAAUGAGCUGUUAGGAAACUCUAAACCAAAAAAAUCCGUCUCAAAAAUUUCCUGUUUUUUUUUUUACCGAUCUGCAACAUUGAGAACUGCCGUAUUCCUAUUCUAUUGCUCAGGUUAGCAACAUUUCCUACCACGAACCGACAACCACCAUCAUUCCCGCUGAACGAAAGAAGCGCCAAGUUACCGAGGUAACUAGUUUCUAACUUCAUGAAUUCCACUCUUUUCUCAGAAAACCACACUCCAAGACUACAAAUAUUCGCACAAGCCGGACCGCAACUUGGACGGAAUAAAGGACAUUGCCUAUCAGCCUGCGCCGACUCUCCCGACCAAGAAAAUCGUGGCUCCGCGACUUCUGGUGCCGGCCGUCGAAGUCAAGUCAAUCGAUUUGAACAGCCCUCUGGUGAAAGUUGUCCCGAAAACGACUGUAGAUGACAUCAAGACGACAUCGACGUCCACGACGACGACAACUACUACGACGACCACUACCACGACUACAAGCACGACUUCUACCGCUCCAAAGACGUCUGAAGCCUUGAAAACUAAACCCUCGACGCCCGAGGAAGUGACGUCGAAGGUCAUCUUGGUAGAGGUGGAAUCCGAGACGACUACUGAGAUUCCUCAAGAGAAUGUCACUGAAAAAGUGUUCCUUCCGGCCCCAAAAGCGUGGAAAGAGGUUCAGAUUGGUGGAGAGCCGAUUUUCUUCCGCUCAAGGUCCUGCAUCAAUGUGAGUCUGAGACAUUUCUUCAAAAUAGGUGAAUUCAGAAAAAGCUGGAUAAACGAAAAAUCCGAAAGCCUACAGAACUUUUUGAAAUCCACGGGUUGUUUCGGAACUUUUUGAGUUGAACCUGGCUUCUUUUUGUAGUCGUAAGUCUGGAAAAAAAAGCCGAAAGAAAAUUUAUCCUUAGAGCGCGCAUUCCGUGCCACCUCCUAUUUUCCUUUGGCUCUCCUUUAUUGGCUUGGAAAUAUGAAAACUUAAGGUGACGAGAGGAGACAUCUGGGGAUACAGCGGGAACACCCUGAUCAAUGAGAAGUUCCAACGACUGAGCAUCGUCUGUAUUUUGAUCGCCGCCUCCGGAAUCUUGACCCUGAUCAGUGUUGCUCAUUUCUACUGCUCCGCGAAGCCUCCGGGAAUGGUUGGGAAAUUAAAGAAUUAUUUUUUCUCAUGGCUUGUUGAAAAUGAACACUCUUAUCAGUGGGAAUCAGCUUCAAAAAAAUUCAAUUUUCCGUCAAUGUUGAGCCAAAGAGUUGAAAACGGAUACUUCUAAAGUUCCAGUAAUAAUCGUUCAAUUCUGGUAAAAACAAGUUUACUGAGCUUCUCAGUGUUUUUUCUUCCUUAGUAGUGUUCAGACCUAUGGGAAUCUUUUCGGGAAAAAUUAUGAAAAGUCCUUCAAAGUAAAAUGCUCAUUUUACUUUGCGGUUGGGAAUUUUUUCAAAAUGGGCCAGAAGACUUGUUGAUGUACCAAAAAAAAAAGACCCUAAAAGUCUCAACCUGCGAAAAUUCCUGGUUCUUGAGAAAUGAGGGCCCAAGCCUUAAAAUAGCCUAUUUCGUUAGAUUUUGAGAGUUUUCGCUGACCUGGAAUUGUACUAAAACUAGGAAGUUGUGCAAUUUGAGAUUUCCAAGGUACAUCAAGGAGUGUUCCGGCCACUUUCCGGCCGUUCCCAACCCGAAAGUAAAAUGACCUUCGCCGAGAAAUGAGCUCCCUUUUCAGAUUCAAGCGGCGUUCAAAAACGUGUUCCAAGUGGCGAUUUGGGGAACGGUUCUGAUCCUGCUCGAGAUUUACAGGUGGAUCCUACUUUCUUUUCGAAGAAAACCUCUAUUUCCAGAAAUAAAUGGCCAAAAACGUGGGGUCUGGUGACGCCGCCGGAAUAUCCGUGCAGCCUGAUCUGCGUCGAAAUCGCGGCGUUUUUCAUGGUCGCCAUGUACUGUUUGGAGACGAUUCUCAACCGCUUUUUCGGCCUCAAUAUCUAUGCGGAGAAGAGCGCCGGCGUCUACUCGGUGGGUCACCAUUUUUUCUUUCUUUCAUUGUGCAAAUAUUUUCAACUUUCGUAUCUCAAUUUUUGGAAAAUUUCAAAGCUACAGUGUUUAGAUUUUCUAAUGACCUUUCUUUGCUUAUUUCGAAAUGAACUAUACAUUCUAUAAUCUAACUUGAGCUCAAUCUUUUCAUUCGUAACCGAGUUUCGAUCGAAAAUCACUUAUAGAAAAUGAACCUUUCGUUACUCUACUCUACAGUUUCAUGUCACUUUUUUAUCGAAACGAUUAUCUAAAAUUUGUUCUCAAAUAGUUCAACAAAUCCAAUUUUCAGUAUUCUCAUUCAUUAGAGCCUAUCCCGCGCCACCUUGUCUUUUUUUAAAGACUUUUUUCAAACUUGACCAAAAUUUCGCUUCAAGACCUUUUUGUUGCAUUUAGUUGCAGCUUUGUGAAGCAAAUUUCCAUGAAAGUCACUGUUUACGGUAGCUAUUUUUCUGUUGUGCUUUGGAAAGGUCUCGCGCGGUACCCAUCCUACCAUUUUUCUUAAAUUUUACAGUUUCAUGCAGCUAAUUCGCUAAAUUAAAACAUUCAAGGGUUGUUUGGGUUUAGGCUGAGUUUAUUUCGACUAUUAAAGCUACGGUGCCCGGAGAUGAUCAUGAAUCUAUAGUCUGUUCAGAUUUUGAAUGUCAACUAGAAUGACGUCAUUCGAAAACGCUCUGUGGAUGGCUCGCUCUCAUCGCGCCAUUAGGGGGCGGAGCUUCGGCAAGGACUUGACAUUUAAAAUCUGAACAGACUAUACCCUAAUUCUCUAGUCAGCAUUUUUAUCAAACUUCACUUUACUGUUUUCUGUAGGUUUUAUUUUCAAAUUUAUGAAUUUUUUCUUCGAUUUUUUUUUGUUACGACUAACUAGGAAACUCGAUCUUCUCGAAUUUAUUUUCGAGAACUCGUUCCAUUUCAAUUUUCAGCCUCUUGCUCGAACUUUCCAGUUUCCUAAAGCCUUUUUUAAACUCUUGAGCUUGCAGAUAAUCCAAAGCGAGAGGGCGGCGGCUUCUACCAGCGUCUACCGUCCGACGACCACCUCGAACGUGGCCGAGGCGACCGACGGCCACUACGUCAUGUACGGCUCCCCGAUUUAUCAGUGAUCAACUGAUAAAACUUUUCUGAUAUUAUCCUUUUUCCUACCUGAGAAGAGUCGCCGAUGAGGCCGAUCUGUCUGGCGACGGCCGUGGCGGUCGUCGGAUGGUCUCCGGUUAUCAUGAACACUUUGACGCCGGCGCCUUUGCACUGCUCGAUCGCGUGGGCCGCUUCUGGCCUUGA
Caenorhabditis auriculariae is the source of this 4442-nucleotide messenger RNA. NCBI's taxonomy places the organism in Eukaryota, Metazoa, Nematoda, Chromadorea, Rhabditida, Rhabditidae. The record is from the annotation of a GenBank genome assembly.